AUGGAUGAUUUGGACAGACCGACCGUUGCAAAUUUGACAAAUGAUCACUCGGAUUCUUUAUUGAACGGAAUGCAAAUAGCGACUAGCACCAUCGAACUGGUAUCAUCAACGGUUAUUCCUUUCACCCAAUUUAUUCCGCUUAUUAAAGAUGUAGGUGACAUUCUUAAUAAGGUUACGGAACUAUAUAGAACGGCUCAGCAUAAUAAGAAUAUAACAAAAAUUUUGACGGAACGUAUUGCCGCAGCAUAUUCCGCCGUGUGCAUUUUACAAACAAGAGAGGAUUUAUUUACCUCAAAGAAUUAUUCCAGUUUGCAAAGAUUGGUACAUGUACUACAAAAAAUGAAAAAAUACAUUGAAGAGAUAACACAAUAUAAUAAAGUGCAAAAAUUUUUAGGAGCAAAAAUGAUCGAGAAACAAUUUGAAGAGUUACGUAAAGAGUAUGAUAGUAGUAUUAGUCUAUUGAACUUUACUUUAACAGUUGGGUUUCAAUUUCAUGCCGAGAAGGAAGAAAAGAUCGUGAGAGAGGAUGUCAAGGAGCUUUUGAUUUUUCAAGAAGCCUUGGCGGAAAGUAUGAAUAAUUUUAAUAAGCAAGUCGAUAAAAAAAUGUCUGAAACAAAUGAUAAGAUGAACUCAGUUGUCGAAAUGGUUAGUGAGAUGUCAAUUACUAUGGAAAGUUUGAUAAACGAGAAAAGAGGUGUAAAUCAAACAAAAAUUGAUAAUAUCUUUCAAGAAGCUUUACUUCCGUUCCAUGUUUAUCAUGCGACGGAUGAAUCCAGAGGUCUUCGACCCAUGUUCUCAAAAAUGUUGAUAGAUCUUCAGGACGUCUAUAAAAAUGGUCAUUCGAAUGGUCGUAAACCAAUUCCUGUACGUAGAAUGUCUGGUCAAAAAGAGUUGGGUAAUUAUUAUUUGAUAAAGGCUGCUAAUAGAAAACAUGAAGGAGCAAUUCAAUUUUGUAAAACGAAUAAUAUCAACUAUUAA
Messenger RNA from Funneliformis mosseae, 978 nucleotides. The record is from the annotation of a GenBank genome assembly. Lineage: Eukaryota; Fungi; Glomeromycota; Glomeromycetes; Glomerales; Glomeraceae.